UCAUGAGAAUAACCCCGCAAGUUUACACGGGACGAAGACAGCGGCACAAGUUUACCGAGCAGGACCGCAUCAUUUCAGUCUGUUCAAAUUGUUAUUGAUAAUUUUUCACUGCAGUUUUCACAGUAACAGAUAACAUGGCACGUAGGUAUGACACGAGAACGACGAUCUUCUCCCCAGAAGGUCGUCUGUACCAAGUGGAGUACGCCAUGGAGGCCAUAAGCCACGCAGGCACCUGCCUAGGUAUCCUAGCGAAUGAUGGCAUCCUCCUGGCAGCCGAGAGAAGAAAUACCAACAAACUCCUGGACGAAGUCUUUUUCUCCGAGAAAAUCUACAAACUGAAUGAGGACGUGGUCUGCUCAGUGGCUGGCAUCACCUCGGACGCCAAUGUCCUGACCAACGAGCUUCGUCUCAUCGGGCAGAGGUACCUCCUACAGUACGGCGAGACCAUUCCCUGCGAGCAACUCGUCUCGUGGCUGUGUGACGUGAAGCAGGCGUACACUCAGUUUGGUGGGAAGAGACCCUUCGGGGUUUCCAUCCUCUACAUGGGCUGGGACAGGCAUUAUGGGUAUCAGCUGUACCAGUCUGAUCCCAGUGGUAAUUAUGGAGGCUGGAAGGCCACUUGCAUUGGGAACAACUCGGCUGCUGCCAUUUCUUCGCUCAAACAGGAGUACAAGGAGGGAGAGACUACCCUCAAGGAUGCCCAGGCACUUGCCAUCAAGGUCCUUUCGAAGACACUUGAUAUGACUAAACUCACGGCCGAGAAAGUGGAAAUGGCAACAUUAACUCGGGAAAAUGGUAAGACAGUAACGAGAAUUCUGCCAGCAGCUGAGGUGACAGCACUAAUAAAAGAGCACGAUCGAUUGGAGGCACUUGCCGAGCAAGCCAAGAAGGACAAGCAGAAAAUCUAGAAUUAGUCGCAUUAAAUUUUCAUUGUCCUGGAAGACGAGGGGGUUUCAAACGGUAUAUUCAAUAAAUAUAUUUCAUUUUUUCCAACAA
Messenger RNA from Diachasma alloeum, 996 nucleotides. It is a transcript of the gene Prosalpha3, whose product is annotated as proteasome subunit alpha type-4. Lineage: Eukaryota; Metazoa; Arthropoda; Insecta; Hymenoptera; Braconidae. The coding region runs from base 135 to 908 and encodes 257 amino acids. The transcript has 3 exons. Gene Ontology annotation, cellular component: nucleus; proteasome core complex, alpha-subunit complex; cytosol. Gene Ontology annotation, biological process: ubiquitin-dependent protein catabolic process. The record is from RefSeq and is a predicted model, not a curated record.